ACGUCCAGGCGCUUUGCUAACGGGAAGCCAGAAGGGUAUGAGUUGCUAGGUCAGCGAAGGAACUUUCGGCUGAUCUUUCCCUGCUGGGCAGAAUCGGAAGAGCCCCAGAAAGCAGGGAGGACAGUGGGCCUGGUCCUUCCCCGGCCGGCAGAGGGAGUCCCGAGAUGGAACGUCCAGCUCUCCUCUAACGAAAAGCGUUUGCAUGGCUGUCUUGCCAAUUCUGUACUUCCCGGGGCUGAGGAAGAGCCGAGGUGACUAGAAGCGAGCGACAAGUGCCGGCCACCUCGGGCGCCAGGCGCCGGGCUUGAAGCCCGACGGGCCGAAUUCUCGCGAGAGCGGCCGCCGCCAUUUUUCCAUUGAUUGCAGCGGACUGGGGGAGGGGCCGACGACGACGGCGGCGGUGGUAGCGGCGGCGGCGGCGGCGGCGGAGCCCUGGGUCGGUGUCUGCGCGCUGGUGUCUGAGGCCCAGGGUGAGGCCUCCGCGAUUGCUGGAGCGCAGGCGGCGGAGAGGAUGACUGCCGUUGCCAUUCUCUCUUGAGCUAGCGAGCCGCCGCCACCCUCCACCCUCCCCCGGCAGGGCGGAGAGGAGCGGCCGGAGUCAGCGAUGGUGCCCGGCGAGGAGAACCAACUGGUUCCGAAAGAGGAUGUGUUUUGGAGAUGCAGACAAAAUAUCUUUGAUGAAAUGAAGAAGAAAUUUUUACAGAUAGAAAAUGCUGCUGAAGAACCUAGAGUCUUAUGUAUAAUACAAGAUACUACUAAUUCAAAGACAGUGAAUGAACGGAUCACUUUAAAUUUACCAGCAUCUACUCCAGUCAGAAAGCUCUUUGAAGAUGUGGCCAACAAAGUAGGCUACAUAAAUGGAACCUUUGAUUUGGUGUGGGGAAAUGGAAUCAAUACUGCUGAUAUGGCUCCACUGGAUCAUACCAGUGACAAGUCACUUCUUGACGCUAAUUUUGAGCCAGGAAAGAAGAACUUUCUGCAUUUGACAGAUAAAGAUGGUGAACAACCUCAAAUACUGCUGGAGGAUUCCAGUGCUGGGGAAGACAGUGUUCAUGACAGGUUUAUAGGUCCGCUUCCAAGAGAAGGUUCUGUGGGUUCUACCAGUGAUUAUGUCAGCCAAAGCUACUCCUACUCAUCUAUUUUGAAUAAAUCAGAAACUGGUAAGAUUUGUUGUUGUAUUUUCAUAAAAUCAUAG
Molecule: messenger RNA, 1195 nt
Organism: Rhinopithecus roxellana (golden snub-nosed monkey)
Lineage: Eukaryota; Metazoa; Chordata; Mammalia; Primates; Cercopithecidae
Product: ubiquitin carboxyl-terminal hydrolase 47-like
Exons: 5
Coding region: 605-1195 (196 amino acids)
Source: RefSeq, a predicted model, not a curated record